Tetranychus urticae (two-spotted spider mite) is the source of this 6430-nucleotide messenger RNA. RefSeq names its product Coiled-coil and C2 domain containing 2A (gene Cc2d2a). Gene Ontology annotation, cellular component: ciliary transition zone. Lineage: Eukaryota; Metazoa; Arthropoda; Arachnida; Trombidiformes; Tetranychidae. Gene Ontology annotation, biological process: non-motile cilium assembly; protein localization to ciliary transition zone. The record is from RefSeq and is a predicted model, not a curated record.
GUUAGGAAAUCGCUAUUUGUACUUUUUCAUUGUAAAAUUAGGCUCCGAGACUAUUUUUACUCGAAGUGCUUUUCUUGUACCAUCUCAUGUUGAGCUCUCAUUUAGAGUUUAAUUAGAGCUAUUUUAGUUUUUUUUUAAUUAAUUGGACAUUAUAUGUGACACAGGUUUAAAAGUUAAUCGUUAUUUAACCAUAUUAAUCUAAUAAAUGGUAUAAUUUAAUCUGUGUGUUUAAAAUUCAGUGUUAGUGUGAAAAACUGAAAGUUUGCUCAAACAGGAGGAAGUUGAUCAAAGGAAAAUACAAAUAUUAACUGAAAACUCUCUUCAAUUUCUCAUUUCUCAUAUAAUUAUUGUUAUUAAAUCAGUAAUUCUAGAUAUAAUUGUGAUUAUCACCAACGAAAGUACAAAACAAAACUACCGCCAGAAGCUGUUCAUCCAAUGAAAUCAAGUAUCAUCUAUCAAAGUAUUGAAUCCAAGGAGAUAACUCCUGUGUAAAAAUAGGCUUUACCAACAAGUUAUGUUGAUGUAAUUUCUCAUCAUGAUUGAAUCAUAAGCUUCAGUCAAUAAUUGAUCAAACCUGAAUAAUGUGUCUUCGUUUUUAACUAUUAUUAACAUUGUUUCAAAUUUAAUAUGGAUUAAUAAAAUGGAUUUGACAUUAAGUUAAGUAAAUCAGUGGAUAAAAACUAUCCUAAAUGGGAUAGAUGCCAACAUUUGUUAUCAACUUUGGAGUGAUCAUGUCCUGGAAUACCUUGGUUUGUUGGCGUAAUCAUUUCCAUUCACCUUUGGCCGUCAAGUAAUCCAUCAGCGUAGCUAUACGCUGGCCUGUUUCUCGAUUUCCUAACAGUUGCUAUUGUAAAGGCUGCAGUUGGUCGACGUAUAUCCCAAUUAAGAUGGCCAAUUGAUUGUUGCUUCGUUGGAUUAUUCUAUGCCUUAUGCAUUCAUGCUUCUCGAGCAGUUUACAUUACAUGGUUAUUUAAUUAUGGUUCAUUUUGGUCACAACUAAUUUGGAUUUUGUCUAUCGAAGUAGGGCUAUCUAGAAUUGUCAUCGGAAGGCUUCAUGUUUUUGAUGUUUUGCUGGUUUCUUUCUUGCCUUGACAAUUCUUUACAAUUUAGCUUUGUAAAGUUGACUGAAUGAAAUUAUUUCACAUUUUCAUGAUGUUGUUCAGCCAAUUUCUCGAAUCAUUUUGUAAUUUUCUUAAGAAAUCUGAUUUCUAUAAAUUAUUGUAUUCCCUAAAAGAUCUGAAGCUUGUAUUUUGUUUGUUUCUAAUUCAAUACACUAACGGUCUCCAUAACAACAUUGUUAUUGAAACUGAUUCUUGUAAUCUCCAAUUUUUUGAGUGAAAUUAAAUUUUAAAAAGUCAUUUUGAUAUUCUGCAAUUAAAAUAAAUUCUCAUAAUUUUUUAAAUGAAAAGCAUUCUUAUACUUUGUUUCAUCCAUGGAUUCAAGUUCAGAAGAAUCAUCUGAAAUAGUUUCUGGUCAUCGACCAACCAAAAAAUUGGAUAAUAUCAGGUCAAACAAAUCCCUUCGGUCAUCUGAUAAAAGUGAUGAUUUAUUAUCAAUACCCGCAGCAACCCGACCCACUUCAUCUACAAAUCGUCGACCCAACAAGAAGGCUUCAUUUGGUGAUGAUUAUUUAAAUGAACAAGAAGUUUCAACAAUUGAACCUCUUCGAAUAGACACUCAUGCUACAAUCAACGGUGAUGGUGAUUCACCAACAGCAUCAAGAUCAAGUACCGCAACCUUUGGAGGUGGAAGUCGAACCGGCACACCACUUUUAGAUCAAACAAUAUCAGCUGCUUUUCGAACUCGAAUAAGAUCCAGGAUAAAAACAGUGAAAGAGUCCGUCACCAAAACACCGUUACCAACAAGACAAAUAGAAGGAGUUAGUGACUUAAGUAACUUGAUUGAGGCUCGAUUAAAAGGUCGAAAAGAUUGGCAAACAUCUUUGGCCACAUUACUCGAUCACGGAUCUAAAUCAUCGGGUAAUCUUACUUAUCCUUCACCUGAUCAAAGUUACGACUUUUUUGCUUCAUCUUUUAAGUCAUCAUCUAAAACAACCAAAGACGGAUCAAUUGUCAAUGAACCAUCGACAUCUUCAAACUAUGAUGAUGGAGAUGACGGAACAGUGAUUAGUGAUCAAAAAUUGAAACAUGAUGACACUAUAACCAUAAACUCUGAUGACUCUGCAAGUGGAAAAUUGUUAGUUAAACAAUUGUUUGCUUCAACUGAAGAAUUGCAUUUGUGUGAAAGGUCAGAAGUGGAAAUAAGAUCGACCAGUCUACGCCGAGAAAAAGAAGCUCAAUUAUUAACAAUCACUUCUAACGAUCCAAUUCCAGAUCAUAUUAGAUUUGGUCGUGGUGAAGGUUACAAUCCAAGAAAUGAUGGUCUCUACUGUCAACCAGCACCUAAAACAUUAUCUCAGCGGAAUAUAAAUAAGCUUUACCAGAGGUUAUAUCGUGACUCUGGAUUGGCUUGGUUCCAAGGACGAUUCCGUACUUUAUUUGAUUUACUUUGGACAUAUUUUACAGUUUGGAUUACAUUUUUUGAUACUUUGAAAAUCGUCUCUUCUCCUGAACUGACCUCAAGCAGCACCGAUUUAUACACUCUUCAGCCCACCAUGUCUAAACAUAAAUUCAUUGAAUCAUUUAACAAAGAAAAGACUGUCAAGUAUCGAAUCGAAUUCAAUUUACAUUCUAUUCAGUUUACCAAUCAUCUGGCAUUUGGCGAUGAAAAUAUUCUAGCUGCGAAAUUGCUGAAAUUAUAUCGCAAUUACAGGGAAACUUUGACUGAAGGAACAAUAACAUUAUUGAACAGAAAGAUUGAAUCGCUUAAAAUAUCGCUUGCAAAUGUUACAGACAAAGAGUCUGAAGAUAAUGGCCAACAACCGAAUCAGCGGUUGGAGCGUUUAAUCAACUAUCGUCGACAACUGAGUGAGACAUUCAUUGCUCGGAGGAAAGCGUUAACUCAACUGAGAUCUAUUUUACUUGAACUUUUAAGCACAUGGGAAGAGUUGGUUGAUAAAAGGCGUAAUCAAGAAUUUUCAUCAACAACAGUAAAGUUGACCUACAAGGAAGAGGCCAAUCAAUUGUCUGAAGAAGAAGAAAGGAAAAUUUGGAACAAUUUAGUUGAAGAGGAUUUCAAAAUUCAAUGGUCAAUGGUUAAAGAAACAUAUGCACGGGCAUUAGCUGAUUACCGAAGAGAUUUAAGGUCUUGGAAAAGCUGGCAAAGGUCAGUUCGUAGGUCUCCUAAACAUGAAGACGAUGACAUGAUUGAAGAAGCCAGUAGUUCAAAUCUUGAUGCUUCCUUAAAGAAUCCUACUUCAACCCCAGAAAAAGUCAAACCUGAGCCACCACCUAAAUCAAUUGAUGAGAAUGAAUUGAAGCAACAAAUUUCUGCGGAAACUUUACUGUUGGAUGGUCGAGUUCCUGGUGAACCCAAGUUUACCGAAUUAACGCUUUCUUUCGACACUCCUCUAUCUUCUGGACCUGAUUGUCCUGCUUAUGAGCAAAAACGUCGUUCACUAAUGAAAAAUUUAAAGUAUUUCGUCGAAGUUAAGCUUAAUGGCUCAAAUCGAACCAAGACAAUUGAACAAGAAGUUGACUACAAUUUCGUUGUUACUUGGGAUCAAAGGUUCAUUGUUGACCUAACAGAGGAACCUAAAGAGAUGACUUACAGUGUAUGGGAAAAGAAAGGACCCGCUAAGUUGACUCGAUUAACCAGCGGCAUCCUUCCUUGGCCUGAUGCAGUUACAUUGCCAAGAGAAGAUACUUUAACAUUGAAUGAAGAACCUUUUCAAGUUUUAUCUGGUGAAUCGACAGUAAUUUGUUCAGGAAAUUUAUUUUACAGCUCAGCCUGGUCAAUUGAUGAUUCAGGAACCAUUUUAGCUCCAGCUUCAGUCUCAUUAUCGCACACUAACAUCAAUAUUGAUUCUUUUUCGGCUGAGGAAAUCAAUAGGAUUAGAGAUAAAACUGCUUUAAUGUUGGAUCCCAAUGAUCCAGAUAACAUAAAACUAUUGAAAGCUAUCCGUAAAUAUGAGCAAAUGUUUCAAAAUGGCACAUCUCAAAAGGAUGGCGAGGUUGAAUCAUUUUCAAGCAGAGUAUUGCUAAAAAGUAUUCAAUUCGUGGAUGAGAAGGAAAUCGAGAACAAUCCUAGAUUCAAAUUGAUCAAACUACGAGCCAGUAAACACGAUAAAUUCAAUGGGAUUCCUGUUCCUUUAUUAGAAAGAGAAAUACCUUUAACGAUAUUUUCAGAUACAAAUGGAACUAGAGAUUCAUCUGUUCGAUCGGCUAAAGGGAUUGAAGCCAAACGAGAAAAGGCUUUAGCAGUACUAUUCAAAAUUCGAAGCAAACUGAUGAAUCAAUCCGAAGGCUGUAUUGAUAGACCAAGGACUUGGGAUGAUAUUGUUUCUGAGCCAGAUUCUCAUGGAAUAGAUCUUGGUUUUCAUUUCUUCUUGCCUUCACAUAAUCGCCGUCCUUUACAUCCAACACGAAAGGAACGGAAAAAGAUAUCUGGCCCAUUAUCAGGCAACUCGCAAGUUCAACUUAUAAUCACAAUCAUGCACGCUUUCAAUGUUCCUGUUAGAAUUGAAAAUGGGGCCCAAACUUCAGAAGAGUCCGAGAAUAGGCGUGAUAAACUAAACUCUGAACUUGGAGAGUUAACUUAUGAAAGCCGUGUAAGUCCAUUUGUUGAGGUUGUUUUUCAACGUCAAAUUGAAAGGACCAACACUGCAUAUGGCGCUCAACCUACUUGGAACGAAACUCUUUCCCUUGCUUUGAAGGCACCCAAUGAUGAUUUCAGUCCGUCUAAUUUGAUCACAAUCAAUGACUGGGUUUAUCUCAAUCUAUUUGAUGAAAUUUCAAUCAAUUCUAAUGACACAUCAGGAGCAAUUAUAUCGCAAAGGUUGGAAAGACGAUGGUUGGGAUCAUUGAAGAUACCAUUUUCAACGUUAUAUUUCAACUCCAAGAUAGAGGGAACAUUCAAACUAAAUACUCCGCCAGUCCUCUUAGGCUAUGAAUACGAUUCUCGUUUCUUUGAACUUAAUCAACACCUUUCCAGUUCAGAUGUUUCUACCACACCAAACACCUAUUUAACCCUAUUCUUAACAAUUGAUCCAACCUUACAGCUUCCUGAACCAUUAACUCUCAAAUGUGACUCGAAAGAAUCUGAAAAAAUCUUGAUCCAUGGUAGGAAAUGGGAAUCUUUGGGUCGAACUGAAUUCCCCGAAAGAGCAAUUCGAGCCUUUGCCAUUGACUUGGAAGCUCAAUUUGUUUUAAUUACACGAUACAUAAGACCAAUCAAACCACCAGAAAGCCUAUUAACCAACAUAUCAUUAGCAGACGAAGCAAUGCACAGAUUAGCUCGUUUUGUCUCACUGAUUCCGUCCAUUCCAGAUAACUUUGCUGUCCCUGGAACUGAAGAUAUUUGGAUUCCUUGUGAUCAAUUCCUUGACAUGUUGAUUGGUGAUGAAGAGGAACAUGCGAUUCUUUUGUGUAACUUUUUCCUUUACUUGGGCAAAAGAGCUGGAGUCAUCCUUGGAUUUGGUAUUCCUGAAGGUUUAACUGCUUAUGUUAUCGUAUGGGAGUACACUGGUCAAGAACCUUCGGUUUGGAACCCGAUUUCGGGUGAAAAGUAUAACAUUAGAGACAGUUAUAUUCCGCUUAAUGCAGUCGGAACCAUAUUCACCAGUGAAAAUGUUUAUGCUAACAUUCAAAAGCAGGAUCAUCCAAACAGGUUGAAUUAUGAUGUGACUAAAGCCAGUUGUUGGAAACCCUUAUUCAAUCGUAAAUUUCCUAAUCCAGGACUUACAAGUAUUCAGCCUGAAAUGAUUGAUUAUGAGCCAAUUGAUGAAGAAUACAUUAAACAGUUGCAAAAUAACCUGGAAAAAAAUCUAAGAGAAAGUCUAAUGAGAUGGCGAAAGAAUUCACGAACAUUUUUCAAUAGAACAGCGAUUCAACAGAUUCGUAAAAUACUUCCAAGACUGGAAAAGAAACUUGGUCGGCUUCAACAAAAUGAUCUGAUCACAGAGUUGCAAGAUAUACUAACUGUUCACAAGAUGAUUGGAUUUCCAUUGAAUAUGCCUUAUACAAGUGAAAAAGCCAUUACUGAAGCUGUCUAUGCAACAGGAUUACAUUUGAUUGAAGAUCGUAAAGUUGAUUUUGCUUUGGCCGUUUAUUUACAUCCAUAUCCAUGUAACCUCAUGUCUGUUUGGGUUUACAUUGCUGCUCUAUUAAAAGACAAAUGAAAUGCUUUUAUUCAUACAACAAUGGAUGCCGCGUUUUCAUUAAAUAUUUUUCGACUUUUGUUUAACAUUUCAGAAGUAAUUUUCAUUUUGUCCUGCAUAUCAUAUAAUUUUGACCAAAAGAUUUCUUGUUAUUACUGUAACAGCCAACGUUUCUGCGAAAUCAACAUAAAGUGAAUAAUAUUUUGUUUCAAG